Molecule: messenger RNA, 1275 nt
Organism: Eriocheir sinensis (Chinese mitten crab)
Lineage: Eukaryota; Metazoa; Arthropoda; Malacostraca; Decapoda; Varunidae
Exons: 3
Coding region: 54-1007 (317 amino acids)
Source: RefSeq, a predicted model, not a curated record
GUGUGCGGCGUGUUUAGUGUGGUGGUCACUGUAACCCAUCCGCUGCGAUUGGCAUGGAUUUGUCUUUCACUGGUAGCCUGGUAACAUAUACUCCCAGGUCUUUCUCUGCCUCUGUGGUGGAUAGUGGAGUGUUUCCCAUGUGGUAUUGGUGUGCUGGAUAUCCCUUCACUGGUAGCCUGGUAACAUAUACUCCCAGGUCUUUCUCUGCCUCUGUGGUGGAUAGUGGAGUGUUUCCCAUGUGGUAUUGGUAUGCUGGAUAUCCCUUCACUGGUAGCCUGGUAACAUACACUCCCAGGUCUUUCUCUGCCUCUGUGGUGGAUAGUGGAGUGUUUCCCAUGUGGUAUUGGUAUGCUGGAUAUCCCUUUACUGGUAGCCUGGUAACAUACACUCCCAGGUCUUUCUCUGCCUCUGUGGUGGAUAGUGGAGUGUUUCCCAUGUGGUAUUGGUGUGCUGGAUAUCCCUUCACUGGUAGCCUGGUAACAUACACUCCCAGGUCUUUCUCUGCCUCUGUGGUGAAUAGUGGAGUGUUUCCCAUGUGGUAUUGGUGUGCUGGAUAUCCCUUCACUGGUAGCCUGGUAACAUACACUCCCAGGUCUUUCUCUGCCUCUGUGGUGGAUAGUGGAGUGUUUCCCAUGUGGUAUUGGUGUGCUGGAUAUCCCUUCACUGGUAGCCUGGUAACAUACACUCCCAGGUCUUUCUCUGCCUCUGUGGUGGAUAGUGGAGUGUUUCCCAUGUGGUAUUGGUAUGCUGGAUAUCCCUUCACUGGUAGCCUGGUAACAUACACUCCCAGAUCUUUCUCUGCCUCUGUGGUGGAUAGUGGAGUGUUUCCCAUGUGGUAUCGGUGGGCUGGAUAUCCCCUCCCAAGGUGCAGGCCUUCACAUUUUUCUUCACUGAACUGUAGCAGCCACUUUUUGCUCCACUCCUGUAGCUUGGUGAUGUCUUCUGGUAGGAAAUCCGCAGUCAAGGGGUUAAGGACUCCCCGCUGGUAUAACACGCGGUACUUGUAACAUGCAGGUCCCAUGGGCGGGAAUCGAACCGGGGUCAGCAGUUACGUGGGCGGGGACGGGACCAUCGGGGCGUAACACACAAACACUUAGCCUGGGAUGCAUGGGAAUCGAACCCAGUCCAGCAGAUACGGGGACAGUGUGUUCUGGCGAAGGGGUCCCGCCGCCAACACACGGAGCAGCGGACGGGCAGAGAAUGGUGCUGGCCAGGCGAAGGGCUCCGUCAAACUGAAGACAGGGGUUGGGCGCGGUUGUCUCGGGAGCUUCUCUU